UAUGUUAUUAAUGUUUUUAUUGUUUAAUGGGUUUUUUUUUUAUUUUUUUGUAGGUUUUUAAUGAUGAUGCUUCUUCAUUUGAUAUUAUGAGUUUUAUUUCUAGUAAACCUGAUUGGUUUACUGAAGAAAAAAAGAAUACUGAUAAAUUGAAUGAUGAAGAACAGGUUGUUGAUGAUCAUGGCCUAUUUAAGGAUGUUGUUAAAAAAUCUAAGGAGGAUGAAGAUGAUGGUGGUGAUGACCAGGGUUUGGGGGGUGGUGAUGCUGUUAAAGCUAUUGGUUCAGAUGGGACAAAUAAAGACAAUGUUGAGGGAAAGAAUACUGAAGAAGCAAAAGAUGUUGCAGAUGGGAGUAAUAAAGAUAAUGUUGAGGGCAGAGCAGUUGAUGUAGAUGCAAGUGUAAAUGAUGUUGAAGGUGUUUCUAGUAAGGGAAAGUUGUUUGAUAGUUAA
This is a messenger RNA of Cannabis sativa, 446 nucleotides long. RefSeq lists its product as uncharacterized. Bases 87 to 446 code for a protein of 119 amino acids. The record is from RefSeq and is a predicted model, not a curated record. The transcript is spliced from 2 exons. Lineage: Eukaryota; Viridiplantae; Streptophyta; Magnoliopsida; Rosales; Cannabaceae.